AUGAGUCUCUCCCGGCUGAGAAAGUUGGCGAUCCAGUUGUCGAUGCUUGGGGAUGUGAACUGCCGACAGAGCAGGGACAUGGCUCUCUGCCCAGGUGAGACAAAGUCAGUGUCUGACGACCUUUCCUCAGAACACGCCUCUUCUACUGAGGACACGUCGGAGCGAGACUCCCUGGAGGUGGCAGAGAGAUGGAGCAAACUGGGGAAGCAGACUCCCUUCGAGGAGACGGUGGUCUGGCCCGGUUUGAUUAAUGGGGACUCUUCUCUCAGCCGGCCAAAGUCUGAGCCAGAACCGUUCAGCAAAACGAAAAUGGAUCUGGAACAUAUUCCGAGUCGACCGAAAUCUGUGGAGGUUGAGCCGAGUGCAGUGAAAAGCCCAAGAGAACACGGUCCUUCCGAAGUCAGUUUUGACGAUGUUCUCCCUACCUCAGAAAACCUCACCCACCCCACUGCCAGCAGACCAAAGAUGCCCGGCAAGAGACCCCCGGGGCGUUUCAAUGGGUUGCAUUCUCCACAAAAUAAAGACUUGACGGAGAACCAAAAGGUACAUCAUGAGCAAGAGGAGGAAAGUGCCAAACCAUUGACGCCAGAAGUAAAGAAGCCAUUAGUGACCGCAGCCACAGCACCUAUAUUCUCACCCUUGUCAAUUGUGUGCAAACCCAACCUCGUCUCCUUGAGCCCUGUCGCUGCGGACUUCAAACCAAAACUUGAUCUUGUGGAUGGAAGGAAGAACGAGGUGGAGGAAUUAAGAGCCCAGAUCAGCGAGCUGCUAACUAUAGUGGACGCGCUCAGGAAAGAACAUAGGUACCCGGGGCUGGGUGUUAUAUUGCACUGUAUGAUGUAG
Bufo bufo (common toad) is the source of this 843-nucleotide messenger RNA. RefSeq names its product CD2-associated protein-like. The transcript has 6 exons. NCBI's taxonomy places the organism in Eukaryota, Metazoa, Chordata, Amphibia, Anura, Bufonidae. The coding region runs from base 1 to 843 and encodes 280 amino acids. The record is from RefSeq and is a predicted model, not a curated record.